UCCAACUCCUAAAUUUGACUCACCAUCACCUGACUUUAAUACCUUGAGCAAAUUCCCAUCACAUCUUCAGCCAUCGUGGGAUGCUUCUAUGCUUCUUCGCAAUCCCAUUGCUUCUUUCUUACGCGAUAUUUCAUCAAAAGCAAGACGAAUCAUUGUUGUUCAUGAUCCUUUAAUGUCCUACAAUGUUCAGGAUGUUUCUUCUUUGUCCAAUGUGGAAUCCUAUGUAUUUAACUGCAUUUCAGUUUUCACUUCAUUCUGUUGGCUAAGCUUAUCUCGUUCGAUGUCUAUGCAACAUGAAGAAGAAUUGCUUGAAAAGCUACCCUCCCUUGAAGGAAUUAUGACAGAUGAAGGCAGGGACUUUUUGACUUAUCAGCACCAGUAUAUGGAUAUUAGAUCAGGUGAUAUCCAUAAUACAAGUAAAGUAAUUGAAGGCAAGUUUCUUGAUUUGUUGGCACAAGCAGAAAUUCAUCUGAACAAGAAGCAAUGGGCAAUUGGACCUAUUCUGCCUAAUAAACUCGACCAUAUCUCAAAUAGGAACGAUAUAUGUUUGGAGUGGUUGAACAAACAACCUCCGAGAUCAGUUCUUUUUAUAUCGUUUAGAACAACAAUUUCCUUUUCUGAUAGGGAAAUCAAGGAGCUCGCGAUGGGGUUAGAGCAGAGUAAACAGAGGUUCAUAUGGGUGUUGAGAGACGCCGAUAGAGGAGAUAUCUUUAAAGGGGAAGCUAGAAAAGUUGAGUUGCCUGAAGGAUUUGAGGAAAGAGUAAAAGGGGUCGGGUUAGUGGUAAGAGAAUGGGCACCACAACCAGAAAUCUUGGUUCAUUCAUCCACUGGCGGGUUCAUGAGUCAUUGUGGAUGGAAUUCAUGCAUAGAGAGUAUUACUAUGGGAGUGCCUAUAGCUGUUUGGCCUAUGCACUCUGAUCAACCAAUAAAUGCUUUCUUCGUGACAGAAAUGUUGAAAAUAGGACUGAUUGUGAGGGAGUGGGAGAAACGCGAGGAGCUGGUGAAUGCAUCCACCAUUGAGAAUGUCGUGAGGAAGUUGAUGGCAUCAGAAGAAGGAGACCUGAUUAGAAAAAGAGCAGAAGAAUUGGGAGAAGCUAUAAGGCAGUCCACAGAGAAAGGGGGAGCUUCUCGAAUGGAGUUGGAUUCUUUCAUCACACAUAUCACAAGAUAG
Molecule: messenger RNA, 1171 nt
Organism: Solanum verrucosum
Lineage: Eukaryota; Viridiplantae; Streptophyta; Magnoliopsida; Solanales; Solanaceae
Product: zeatin O-xylosyltransferase-like
Exons: 1
Coding region: 89-1171 (360 amino acids)
Molecular function (GO): UDP-glycosyltransferase activity
Source: RefSeq, a predicted model, not a curated record